AUGGUGAGUUUUGAUGUCGAGUCGCUUUUCACCAAUGUUCCAGUUAAGGAAUGUCUUGAGGUAGUUAGGACAAGGCUAGCUGACAAUGAGAUACUGGAGUCGGUCAUGGUGUUAUUGCGAAACUGUCUAGAAGGGAGCUACUUUUUAUAUCGACAAAAGCAUUAUCUCCAGAUUGACGAAGUUGCUAUGGGCAGCCCGGUGGCGCCGGUUUUAGCAAAUAUCUGGAUGGAGCAUUUUGAGGCAAACAUAGACCUGCAACCAUGGGCAGUGAAGUUAUGGAAGCGGUAUGUCGAUGAUGUCUUUUGUAUCAUGAAGGGUGGCAAGCAAGAAGUUGAGCAAUUACUCCAGUAUCUCAAUUCCAUUCAUCAGAAGGUGAAAUUUACGUAUGAAUUGGAAUCAGAUCGAAGUUUGCCUUUUCUGGACAUAAAAGUGAUAGGUCGGAUGGAUGGAUCCUUGGCGCACACUGUCUACAGGAAGCCUACUCACACAGAUAGAUACCUCAAUGCUCAUGCAGUCUCACCACCACCCUCGUCACCUACUGUCCGUCGUUAA
This is a messenger RNA of Leguminivora glycinivorella, 552 nucleotides long. RefSeq lists its product as uncharacterized. The coding region runs from base 1 to 552 and encodes 183 amino acids. Lineage: Eukaryota; Metazoa; Arthropoda; Insecta; Lepidoptera; Tortricidae. The transcript has a single exon. The record is from RefSeq and is a predicted model, not a curated record.